CCAACCUCAACCUUCAUCAUGAUCGUUGUCGGUGACAUCAAUGAGAUCAUUGCCCACAAGAGCCGAAAUGGUAUCUAUGCUUUCUUAAUCAUCAAAGCUUCAGGCUCUCAAUAUAAACAGAGCGUAACGGCUUUGAGUAGCAUCUAAUACCUCACACUACAAUCAUGGAAGCAGAUACCUGUCCCCGGCCGACAGAGCCGACAUAUUUUAAUAGUCUAUCCUUUACGCAAGGUCUUAUAGUUGGGCAGCUGUCUGUGGUUCUGGUACUGGCUGCGUUCAUCAAAUUCUUCAUCUUCGGUGAUCCUCCUUCAGCAGACGUCACAGCUUCGCUACGAGCUACCGAGAGACGCUCAAGAACUCUUGCUCACAAGCGCUCAUUACUAAGUAUAAGGAGCUCAGGAAACCGUCAAGAUAGAUCUCAGGACAGGUCCCUCAGCCGCAAGAAGUCCACUGUCCUCAGGAACCCUCCUGCACUUACCAUUGGAUCGAUCCUGAGUAAGGCAUACUACAAUGUUGACAGCCAUCAGCCUGAAAGUCUCGACUGGUUUAAUGUUCUCAUUGCGCAAACGAUUGCUCAGUUUCGAAGUGAUGCUCAGCAUGACGAUGCUAUUCUUGAUUCACUCACCAAGGCAUUGAACGGGGAUUCAAGGCCGGAUUUUAUUGAUGAGAUUCGGGUCACAGAGUUGAGCCUAGGAGAAGACUUUCCAAUCCUGAGCAAUUGCCGUAUCAUUCCUGUCGACGAAGAUGGAGUUAGCCUUGCUCCUGGAAAGAAGUUUGAUCCGGCCACCGCAGCAAGAGACGGCCAACGUCUUCAGGCACGUAUGGACGUCGACCUGAGCGACAUGCUUACUCUGGCUGUGAGGACAAAACUUAUCCUUAACUAUCCCAAGAAGCUAUCUGCUGUUCUACCUGUGGAACUGGCCGUUUCAGUGAUCAGGUUCAGUGGCACCCUUUCCAUCUCCUUCAUUCCCAGUAACCCCUCUCAAUCGACACCCACGAGGAUGAUCUUCAACUUCCUGGACGACUACAGACUGGACUUUGAAAUUCGAAGCCUUCUCGGUAGUCGCUCAAAACUACACAACGUCCCCAAGAUUGCUCAACUUGUCGAAGCACGCCUUCACCGUUGGUUUGAUGAGCGAGCUGUUGAGCCUCGAUUCCAAGAAAUUGCCCUUCCAAGUCUUUGGCCGAGAAAGAAGAACACAAGAGGUCCCGACGAUGGUUCAACUGAGAGAAGUGAAUCUAUCGGUCGAUCGAGGGGUAAGGAUGUUGGCCGGGAUCACCGAGAAGAGAUACGUGGACGAGGAGGAGACGCAGAGAUUAGAGACCGAGGAGCCGGAGGGACGGUUCGGCAUCGACGAGGGACGAGAAGCAACGAUAGCGAUGACUUCUCGAUGCCAGGAUCAUUGCCCGAUUUCCAGGUAGCGGCCUCAUAAUUAGAAACCUAAUCAGGUUUUGUAAACGAAAUAAAAGCUCUCCUCAUUCCAUCCCGAAACAACUUUCGGUUCUCCCGGACUUAGUAGACCAGAUGACGAUCGAAUUGUGUUGACUUUUCCAUCACCUGAAUACUGUUAUCAUGCACAGA
Fusarium redolens is the source of this 1582-nucleotide messenger RNA. RefSeq lists its product as uncharacterized. The coding region runs from base 165 to 1433 and encodes 422 amino acids. NCBI's taxonomy places the organism in Eukaryota, Fungi, Ascomycota, Sordariomycetes, Hypocreales, Nectriaceae. The record is from RefSeq and is a predicted model, not a curated record. The transcript is spliced from 2 exons. Gene Ontology annotation, biological process: phospholipid transport; mitochondrion organization. Gene Ontology annotation, molecular function: lipid binding. Gene Ontology annotation, cellular component: ERMES complex; endoplasmic reticulum.